AUGUUGACAGAAGAAGGCUUUUUUUAUAUUACCAACAUUGGCCUGUCUCAGGACGAGAUUGAUCUUCAAUUUGCCAUUGCAAAGGCAUUUUUUGAACUACCCGAAGAAGAAAGACUGAGACACCGUGCUCCCCUAGAAGAGGGUAACUAUAAUGGGUACCGUCCAUUGGGAACACUAAGUCUUUUUCCUGGGAUGCAAGACACGCUGGAAUUCUACAGCAUUUUCAAAUUUAUUCCCCAGAGCGAGCGAUCACACCCAGACCUGAUCAAACAAUACUCCGUGGAGAUUGAGAGAUUCUCCCGCUUUAUGCACGAGGAUGUGUCUUACAAGGUCCUCCGAAUACUAGCGACCAUGCUCGAGCUACCGGAAGACCAGUUGGUGGACGGUAACCGCUACGAAGAUGAAUGCGAUAGCUCUAUCCGGUAUAUGCUAUACCAUACUCGGUCACAAGAAGAAAACAAGAGAUUUGACGAUAUGUACUUCCGUGGACACACGGACAAGGGGACCAUGACGUUCCUAUUUCAGCAACCAAUAGCAGCACUACAAGUACAACAGGCAAAAGAUGCAAAGUGGGAAUAUCUAAGGAUCCCAGCUGGAUCUGUCGCUGUCAACAUCGCCGAUACGCUUCAGUUCCUCACAAAUGGGUAUCUGAAAAGUGGGUUUCAUCGGGUUAUCGCGCCACCGAAGGAUCAGGUGCACCUUGAUCGAUUGGGCUUGCUGUAUUUCGUGCGGCCGACUGACAAGUUGCGAUGGAAGGCCUUGGAUAGUCCUUUUUUGCGGAAGGAAGGUUAUGGCAAAACCACAACCGAGAAUGACCAGGAUAUUUCUGGGCUGGAUUGGUGGAGAGCUGGGGUCAAAGUUCGUAAGGGAGCAAGUUACAUUGGUUCUGCAGCUAGCACAAUCUAA
Messenger RNA from Penicillium expansum, 906 nucleotides. Its product is annotated as Oxoglutarate/iron-dependent dioxygenase. The record is from RefSeq and is a predicted model, not a curated record. NCBI's taxonomy places the organism in Eukaryota, Fungi, Ascomycota, Eurotiomycetes, Eurotiales, Aspergillaceae. The coding region runs from base 1 to 906 and encodes 301 amino acids. Gene Ontology annotation, molecular function: dioxygenase activity. The transcript has a single exon.